Messenger RNA from Eupeodes corollae, 4738 nucleotides. RefSeq names its product cytospin-A. The record is from RefSeq and is a predicted model, not a curated record. Gene Ontology annotation, biological process: actin cytoskeleton organization. The coding region runs from base 1172 to 4189 and encodes 1005 amino acids. The transcript is spliced from 10 exons. Lineage: Eukaryota; Metazoa; Arthropoda; Insecta; Diptera; Syrphidae. Gene Ontology annotation, molecular function: protein binding. Gene Ontology annotation, cellular component: microtubule organizing center; filamentous actin.
UUCAGUGUUCAUCCAAUAGAGGCUUCGGUGUCGGUAUCGGUUUCGGUAGUCUCUCAACAGCAACACACUUCGAUGGAGAUGAUCACUCCGCUUUAGAUCGUCGUCGUCGAGUCGUUUUCUUUAUUUUUUGUUGGCGUGUAGCAGCUAGCUGCUAUUAUUUCUUUUUUCUUUCAUUCUCGUCGUCGCUCGUCAUUGUCGUAGCUUUGAUUUAGCUUGUUCUUUUAUCCAUUUGGAAAAUAUUUUCGCAGUAUAUCUACAUAAAUUUAUGUCGCGCGUGUAUUUAUUAUAUUUAUUCGUCUGUUUACGCAUUUGAUUCCCACACACAAUUUAUAAAUAUACAUAAAUGCAUAAAGCUUCAACGAAGGUCACGCAAUAUGACAAAGAACUACAAAUCGCUCCAUAAAUAAUUAUUAUUUAUUAUUUUUAACUUUUUCUUAAACAAUAUUUGCUCAGUGAUUCAGACUUGAAUAGAAUAGAUAACCGACAUUUUGAAAGACAAAUAAAGAGUGAAGUGAAAAAUGGAAAAUAGAAUAAUCCCAAUCCCAAGUACUGCAUCUGAGUCUUGGUUUUCCGAAUAGAAGAAAAAGAAGUUUUAAAUGCUUGCAAUAUACCUACGAAGAUCGAAUUCAAGAAGCAAUAAAAAAAGAGUUGUCUCUCCCCAAAAAAAUAAAGAAAAAAAGAUCACAAGAUAAAAGAAAAAUAAAAACUCCCUUUUUAAGUUGAUUUCUUGUAAUUUUCUCAUAAUUUGUAUACUUUACCUACUUGUUGCACAUUCUUUUUAUUUGUUGGUUACAACGCAUUUAUGUAUAGACACUUGUAUAGUAUACACGAUUUUGUUUCUUCUUUGCACAUGAUGCAUGCAACAUCGACUUGGCGACAUAUUUUCACUUUUUAAUCUCUUGACACACUAAACGGGGAAAAAUUCAUACGACGACGUAGUUGAGAAACAAUUCACAAAAAAGAAAAUUUUACUUAAAACAAGAAAAACAACUAAAUUUCCCUUCUGUAAAAAAAAAAACAAAUAAAACACAAUCUUCAUAAAAAGAAAAGAAAGGGGGAGUGGCAUAAGCUAAGCGGCAGCACAUAAAUUCCACUUGUUACACUUAUUUUUUUAUUUCCAACUCUGCACAAAAUCACAGAAAUAAGCCUAAUUUAGGAAAAACAAAUCAAAAUGAUUAAAUUAAAAUCCCUGUUUCGCAGAGGGCAGGGUCCUUCUGGAUCAAAACGAAGUGGUGGCGGAGGAGGAGGAGGAGCUGCAUCAUCAUCUUCGAGUCUAGACCAAGAGAGUGUAUCCUCAUCAGUGCAGACGACCAGCAGAAAGAAACAAACUAACGAAUUUGUUGAUUAUGCUGGAAAGCCUGAUAACGCUGCAUACAAUUACAAUUUCAAGGAUAAUCAGAAUAACUAUCGGACUAAUACUAAUUCUGGCAGCAGUAGUGGUGGAAGAAAGAAGAACAAUAAUAACAACGCUCAGGUGUCAAAUGUAAUGCCUCCGGUUGUUGCAGCGGCGGCAGCAGCAACAGCUUCUCAUCAACCACAAGCGCAAUCAACUUCAGCAGCUAAUGUUACAACAGCGACAGCUAAUAAUAAUUUAAAUAAUGUAGAUGCCAACGAGUGGAAUAAGGACUACAAGUUAAAUAACUAUUUGGCAGCUGAAAACGAUCAUUUAGAGGCUAACAUGAUGCAAGAACUCCAAACACAGCUUGAGAGGCUGGGAAGAGAAAAUAUAUUAUUGGAAGCUAAAAUAAGUGAACUUAUGCCUUAUCAGAGUGAAGUAGUUAAGCUGCGAAAUGAGUUACUUAGAAUGCAGAACUUGCACGAGAAGAGCAACAUGGAAAUUCAAAAGCUCAAAUAUGAAAAUGAAUCUUUACGUAAUCGCUUGCGGGACGUCGUCAACUCACCCCUGUCCGAUGCUGAGAAGCAUCAGAUAAUUCAAGAUUCUCAGCGGUUGCACAGUUCCGCACCAGCUUCUAUUGCGUUGCCCAACGCCAAUGAAAAUGACGGAACUCCGUGUGUCACACCAGAUUGGGAUAAGAAUUCAUCUUCCAGUGAAAUAUCAGUAGCCUGUUUGCAGGAUAAAAUAAUUCAGAUGGAGGAGACUCAUUACUCGACUAAUGAGGAGCUUCAAGCUACCAUUCAAGAGCUUGCGGAUCUUCAAGCUCAACUAACGGAGCUUCAAUCAGACAACGAGCGCCUAGCGGACGAGAAAGAUGUUCUCUUUAAAUCGCUCUGCCGGCAAACGGAAAAACUCAAAGAUUCCCGCACCCAAAUCACAACACUCCAAGAAUUGCUUUUGCGAGAAUCCAACCAGGUUGAAGUUGGUACUAGUGAGCGAGAAAAGAAGCUCUUGGAUUUAAUCAAAAACUCGCAGGAAGAACGGGAAACAAUUUUGCUUAAGCAAGAAGAGAUGAAUUCCGAACUAAAUGAGCUGCGUCAAUCAGUUGAGUGCGCCAGCAAUGAUAAUAGUCGCUUUAGGGAACGCAUCUGUUUGCUCGACUCGACUGUUGAUGCUGCAAAUGCCGAACGCAAACAAACAGAAAGUGAACUACAACAAGCCAAAGAGGAAUCUUCCCAGAAGAGCAUAGAGAUAAGCCGCCUAACAACUUUGCUAGAAAAUGCCCGUGCCAAGAUUGAGGAGCUUGAACAGGACUUGGCGCGUGGUGAAAAGACUGAUUUAACUGAUCUACUAGACGCAGCUCGCAAAGAGAAGGAUCAGCUAGAGGUUAAAGUGGCUUCGUUGCAGGAGCAAUUGUCACGGAGUCAGAAUGAAAUAAGAAAACUCAAAGAUCAACUGCUGGGCCUUACUGAAGAAUGCAAAGUCGCCAAAAACAAUGCCAAGUGUGCAUUGUCUCAUUUGGAGUAUCGCUAUGAUACACUCCAGCAAGAGAAAGACAAACUGCAUUCGGAAUACCAACAGUUGCAAGACAAUACGGCGGAACUCCAAGUACAAUGCAAAUGCCAUCUCGAGGAUAAGGCACAGUUGCAAAAUCUGCUCGGUGAAACACAAAAGCAUUUGGAAGAUGCUGAAAGAAAACUUGGCGAGAAGGAUGAACAACUGCAAAAAGAGACUAAAUUGAGAAAACAAGAGGCUGAGGAAUGGCAGCAGUUCCAAUCAGAUUUGUUAAUGACGGUUAGAGUUGCAAAUGAUUUUAAGACUGAAGCGUUAUGUGCGCGUGAACAAUUGGUUUUGGAUAACAAAACGCAACGUGAGAAAAUACGAAUGCUAGAGCAACAAGUUGAAAAACUAAACAAACAAAUUUCAUCGGCAGAUACAACACAACAGUCACUCUUGACAACUGUUCAACAGGAAAUGGCUUCGCGACGUAGUAAAAUUUCACUAUCGAAGCAAGAUUCAAGGUUGUCGGUAAAGACAUUGAUUGAAACUAUCGAGAAUAAUAAACAAACCAAAUCCGAAGAAUCUGAGUCCCGCUAUAGCUCCACAUCGAGUCUUAACAGUGGCACCUCGGAGCUCACUCAUGGGACAAACACUAACAUUCCAUCUGACUGGUCAGACAAUGUGCGAAUUCAAACAACGACCGGUCUUAGUGGGACAACCACAAACUCUACAACUCCACCAACAUCUACCAACACAACCACAACCAGCAGUGCCAAAGGUCCGCUGCGAGAACAGCAACAACCAACCAUUGUACCAAGCAGUAUGCAUUUUCAUAGUAUUAACAAUGUCUCAAAGUCGUCGCUGCAAAGUGGAGUAGGAGGAGGAGGAGGUAAUGUUGGUGGAGUUGGCAACGGAAGCGCAAGCAUUGAAAAGAAAGACCAAUUUAUUAUUUCCCGAACUGAGAGUAGCAGUCGAUUUCUCACGGCUGGCGAACGAAAGGAUCCAUUAAAUAUGCUUGUGAAAAAUGGUGGUUCCAAGAGGAAUGCUCUUCUUAAGUGGUGUCAAAAUAAGACAGUGGGCUAUCGAAAUAUUGACAUUACGAAUUUUAGUUCGUCGUGGAAUGAUGGUUUGGCAUUUUGUGCAAUUUUACAUUCCUAUUUGCCCGAUAAGAUACCGUAUGAUACGCUGAGUCAAGCAAAUAAGCGGAGGAAUUUUUCUUUGGCGUUUGGUGCUGCUGAAUCGGUUGGAAUUCCUACAACUUUGAACAUCAAUGACAUGUGUCAAAUUGAACGACCCGACUGGACGCAAGUUAUGAGUUAUGUUACGGCAAUCUACAAGCAUUUUGAGACCUAAAAUCCUCCAUUUUUAAAUGUUAAGGGCACUCUUAACAAACCAGUUAAAGUGCGAAUUAAAUAUAAAUAACAAAUUAAAUUAGAUAACCAUUAUUUUAUUAUUAUUAUUAAUAUUUUUUUGUAUAUAUUACUCUUAUGACUGUGUCUUAUUUAUUUGCUAAGAAAACAAAUUUUAUAUAAUAUAUACACGAGAUAUAGAUUGAAAACAAAGAGAAGAAGUUUAUUAAAAAAACAAAACACAUCGCUUUCGCAUAUUACUAAAGAAAAACUACACACUGGAACAACAAUAUUACACACGAUAUAAAUUUUAAAACCUAGAUACACAUAAUUUUUGUAACUAACUUUUCCCCUAACCGCAAAGCUAAAAUUUGAAUUCAAAGCGCUUUUUUUUAAUGUGAUUUAGGACAAAAUUUAAGCAAAUUUAUAUGAAUAAAAAAACAAAAGCUGGAACUUAAGUGCUUAGUAUUGUUGCGAUUAAAUUUUAGGCGAGGAUUUGAAGAAAAGGGGAAAAGAAAUAAUUAAAUAAAAUUAAAAUACAAGUUGAAGAAUA